CGACGACCAAGAAAAACGGGGAGAGGUUUUUUGAGAAAAAAGUGUUUUUUUGGGGGUAUAAUGGGUAUAAUUGUUUUUUAAUGGGGUUUCUAGACGCAUUUUUCGGGAAUGUUUAGUCAAGAUGUGUUUAUCCAAUGUCGUGGAAAAAAGGUCCUAAAAACAGUGAGAGAACGGUAUUUAAGAAGAGAUAUACCAUGUGGAUCACAGAUAUGUAUCCCGUGUAGCAUUUUUCCGCCUUUUUCUGAGCGUCCAGCAGAGAUAUCUACGCUUUCAUCGGCUCCAAAAGCGUUGAAUGGACUUGGAAAUGGAUGUUAUGUUGUACCGGACGCGAAAGUCCUUUAUUAUUGUAUGAGUCUUAUUGAAAAAGAGGGCGUUUUUAAUGAUAUGAUAAUCCUCCAGACUGUAUUAGAGGAUCUGAAAAAGCAGAGUCUUUCUGCAUAUAGUUUUCUUCGUCAAUAUGUAGCAUCUAUGGAUAAACGUUUUUAUGUUUUUCAUAAUGAGUUUCAUUUAGAGACAUAUGUGGAGCGUAAGGAAGAAGAGACUAUUCGAACAGCAUGUAAAUGGUAUGUAUCGCAUUUGAAGGAGGUGACACGUGGUACAAAGACGGUGGUUCCGGGGGUUUUACUUUUGACGGAUGAUAAAGAGAAUAGAUCUAAGGCGAAGGAUGAAGGAAUAAAUGCAUAUUCUAUAGAAGAAUAUCUUUCAGAGUUUUCUAAUUCUGAUGAACUUUUUGAUAUGAUAACAUCAGUUUCAGAGGUAGAUCCACAUUCGAAGAAGGGAAUUUUUUUAUAUCCUGAAUAUUAUUCAUGUUCAUCUAUAUCAAAUGGUAUAAAAACGGGUAAAUUAUAUCAAGGGGAAUUUAAUGUCAAUCCAUAUAAUUUUUUAGAGGCAAAUGUUUCGGUAUCUAAUUUUGAAAAACCUGUUAUUAUUCUUGGGAAGGAAAACAUUAAUAGAGCUAUUCAAGGAGAUAUAGUAGCUAUAGAAAUUUUUAAGAAAGAACAAUGGAGAACUUUAACAUCUAAAAUAAUUGAACAAGAAACUUUAUCAGUAAAUGAAAAUGCUGAAGUAGAAGAAUCAGAAGAAGUUAUAACGCAAAAAGAUCAACAAGAGAUUAUAAGCGAGUAUUGUGUUUUAAAACGUGGGCAAAAAAAAGCAGAUAAUAUUUUUCCUACAGGAAAAGUUGUUGGUAUUAUUAAAAGAAAUUGGAAAAAUUAUGUCGGUCAAAUAGAUCCUAAAUCUGUCGUUGUGUCAAAUAAUACUAGGAUUCAACAAACCAUAUUUUUUAUUCCUACAGAUAAACGUAUUCCAAAAAUACGUAUUAAAACAAGACAAGGGCCAGUUUUAUUAGAUCAGAAGAUUUUGGUUAAUAUCGAUGCAUGGGACAGGGAUUCUAGAUAUCCUAGAGGUCAUUUUGUUCGCUCGUUAGGAAAAUCAGAGGUUAAUGAAACUGAAAUGGAAGCUUUAUUGAUUGAAUAUGAUAUACAACAUUCUCCAUUUCCGAAAAGUGUUUUAGAUUGUCUACCAUCUGAAGGGGAUAAAUGGGAGGUAUCAUCUGUUAUGACACCUAGCGAUUGGGAGAAAAGAAGGGAUUUUCGUCAUCUUCCUAUAUGUAGCAUUGAUCCUCCUGGCUGCGUGGAUAUUGAUGAUGCUCUUCAUGCAAGGCCUUUAGAAAAUGGAAAUUUUGAAGUGGGAGUUCAUAUUGCUGAUGUUUCAUAUUUCGUAAAGCCAGGUACUGCUAUAGAUGUAGAAGCAUCAGAAAGAGGAACAACUGUAUAUCUUGUGGACAAGCGAAUAGAUAUGUUGCCAUUAUUACUAGGGACGAAUUUAUGUUCUUUAAAACCUGGUGUUGAAAGAUUUGCUUUUUCUGUCAUAUGGGAAAUAACAUUUGAAGCGGAAAUUGUUAAAACUGAAUUUGUAAAAUCUGUAAUAAAAUCACGUUCGGCUUUUACUUAUGAAAAGGCUCAGUUUGAGAUAGAUAAUAAUAUACAAAAUAAUGAAUUGUCUAUUUCUAUGAAGACACUUCUUAUGCUUUCUAGAAAACUUCGUCAAAAAAGAUAUGAUAAUGGUGCUUUGAAUCUUACUAGUCCCGAAUUAAAACUUGAAAUUGGGACAGAGACUUCUGAUAGAAUUACUUUUGAAUCUAAAAAACUUUAUGAAACAAAUUUUCUGGUUGAGGAAUUUAUGUUAUUAGCUAAUAUUUCAGUAGCACAUAAAAUAUAUGAAGCAUAUCCGGAAUUUGCAAUAUUACGGCGUCAUGUUGCUCCACCUAAGGAAAAUUUUGAAACACUUCGAGAUAUUCUUAAAGUAAGACGGAAUAUGAUAUUAAAUACUGAGUCAUCUAAAACUUUGGCUGUCUCUCUUGAUAAAUGUGUGGAUCCUGAUGAACCAUAUUUUAAUACGUUAUUAAGAAUAAUGGUUACAAGAUGUAUGUCAUCAGCAGAAUAUUUUUAUGCUGGAAAUUAUCAUUAUUCCGAAUUUAGACAUUAUGGUCUUGCAGUUAAUAUAUAUACACAUUGGACUAGCCCGAUUCGUCGUUAUGCAGAUAUAAUAACACAUCGCCAGUUAGCUGUUGCUAUUGGUUGUGAAUCUUUACAAUCAAUUUUGCAGGAUAAACCUAAAUUGGAGAAAAUCUGUAAAAAUAUUAACCAUAAACACCGUAUGGGACAAAUGGUAGGAAGAUCUAGUAUAGAAUAUUAUGUUUCUCGAACAUUAGAAAAAGAAAUUUAUGAAGACGCGUUUGUUAUAAAAGUAUUUAAAAAUGGAUUUGUUGUUUUCGUUUCAAGUCUUGGAAUAGAAGGAUUAGUAUAUACGCGGGAUAUUUGUAGGUCAGAAUCAGCUGUUUUAUUUGAUCCAGAAUCUUACAGUCUUGUAAUAAGUCAAUUGAAAUCAGAUAUUUUCAAUAUAGAUAAUGAGUUUUCUGAGGGUAUAUUAAAUAUUGGUGUUUUUGAUAAAUGUAGGGUCAAAAUAUUUCUGGUUAAAGAAUCCAUUGGAAGAAAAAAAAUUAAUAUACAAUUCAUAAAAAAACUAUAAUAUGGAUAAUGAAAUAUAAUAGUUUAUAAUUGAAGUAAUUAUAAUG
Molecule: messenger RNA, 3076 nt
Organism: Pneumocystis carinii B80
Lineage: Eukaryota; Fungi; Ascomycota; Pneumocystomycetes; Pneumocystales; Pneumocystaceae
Exons: 13
Coding region: 109-3030 (973 amino acids)
Biological process (GO): rRNA catabolic process
Cellular component (GO): nuclear exosome (RNase complex); cytoplasmic exosome (RNase complex)
Molecular function (GO): RNA binding; endonuclease activity; 3'-5'-RNA exonuclease activity
Source: RefSeq, a predicted model, not a curated record